AUGUCGUCCCUAUGUUUCUUUGGAGCCUCGGAUACGACUCUAUUACGGGACAUGACAUCCCCAAGUGGAUCAGAAUGGAUCAAAGUCGGUACAGAGUCGGAAGGUCUCAUACACAUGAAGGACUAUUUAACGUACGAAGAGAUGGGUGUCGCGGCCUUGCUCGGCUUGUCUGCCCCAGUCUUUUUUGUCAAUGCUGGAAGGAGAUACAAUCGGGGAAAGUUGGGUGAAGACGGGACGUUUGAAUCAAGUGGAAUUUAUACAGCCUUGGUAGGGGCUCGAUAUGAAGUCCCUGGGAAAAUGGAAUGGCGGCAUACUUUGGCUUACCCGGACCAAGAACCAAUCACUCAUCCAUGGACGAUGCUCUAUGAUACACAUUCUUUGCAAGAGGAUCUUGAUCCUACCUUGUACGCACCGAUUUCGAAAUCAGUCGCUCUGCACAUUCCUUCUUAUAUUCGUCGGAUCAGGAUUCCAUUGGACAAUCUAUUGCUUGAUGCCAACGACAGAGCUAGAGCUCAAAACAAGCGUGCCUAUGUCCAUGUCGUGGGACUGGGAUUGGGCGUGUGGCAGAUCUGUCAGUCACAGCCUCAAUGGUUUGUCCGGGCCGCUGCCGAAGCCAUACAAGCGUAUCGGUUACCUCAUGUAGGUGUGCUAAACUUUAGCUGGUUUCCCGAAAAUAUAAAUGAAUGCGGCGGGGUCAAGAGCGGACAACAGUUUAGGACAGACAAGGGGAACGAUAUCCGCAUCGAAUUCUCAAAACGAGAUCCUGCACAGCAAUUAGAAGCUAGAGAUCAAGACAUGCUGUUGGUGGCUUCGUUUGCCUGGGAUGCCAACAGUUAUGUGGGCAAUGAGUUUUGGACAGGUAUGCUGACUGCAAGCGGGGAUCCCGCGGCGGCAGCUUGUUCGACCAUCGGAGAGAUCAUGAACCCAGACAUUAAUCCGUUUCUGCUGGACAAUAUUUGGGUGGCCAGCGAGUGACGCGCGGACAAACUCAUAAUGUCAGGCAUUUAGAAUAUCACUAGUAGAUAUCCCCUCGUACAGGAAUGAGACGCGCGCGCAGGUGUUGCUGGGUCUGACGC
Messenger RNA from Spizellomyces punctatus DAOM BR117, 1076 nucleotides. RefSeq lists its product as uncharacterized. The transcript has a single exon. The coding region runs from base 1 to 975 and encodes 324 amino acids. The record is from RefSeq and is a predicted model, not a curated record. NCBI's taxonomy places the organism in Eukaryota, Fungi, Chytridiomycota, Chytridiomycetes, Spizellomycetales, Spizellomycetaceae.